Plodia interpunctella (Indianmeal moth) is the source of this 3727-nucleotide messenger RNA. RefSeq names its product glutamic acid-rich protein-like. Lineage: Eukaryota; Metazoa; Arthropoda; Insecta; Lepidoptera; Pyralidae. The transcript is spliced from 10 exons. The record is from RefSeq and is a predicted model, not a curated record. The coding region runs from base 92 to 2527 and encodes 811 amino acids.
GUACACAACAGUCGGUUCUUUGCGGCUUAGCAGCCACCAUUCGCUAUUGAGACUACCUACGUUAUACACGUGUUAUUAGUUAUGUUAUAAAAUGAUCUACCAAAUUUUAUUCUUAUGCCUUUUAUUCUUUGUGGACGCUCGCAGUGUUGAAAAAGUGAGUGAGAGAAACGUGACAAAACGUGCGGCUAAUACUGAAUUCUUCCCAGACUGGGUGCCAUUCAAAAACAAAAAUGGAGACGAACUGGGUGAGUUUGUUCAAGUUGAAACAAAGAAAAAACCGAAGAAAAGGCUAGCUCAACCUAUGAAUUUUAAACUAAAACAACUUGAACCUCAGGGUGAUUAUGAUGAUUUCGGCGGUGGUGGCGGUGAUAUAAAUGAGGGUGAAGAUUAUGAAAAAAAGGAAUGGUCGGAUCUAUAUAGAUCAGGUAUAAGAAUAAAACCCCAGAAUUUAAGUCACACAGAUUUAUCGGAUAUAGAUGGUCUUGUAAAUAUUAUAACUAAUAGUAACCCAAUACGGGAACAUCGUCCACUUCUUGUAAGAACAACUAAGAAACCGACAACAGUAAUUGAUGAUGAUGACUAUUUAGAUCAAUCGAAGGAGACAGAUUCUCAAAAGAGAGAAAAUAGAGAAAAAUAUGAACAGGAAUUAACGACUAACAAAAAAGUACAAGAAUCUGCAAACAAAACCUCAGACGAAGAUUAUAAUUAUGAAGACGAUAAAAAACAAAAAGAGAAACAAGAGCAGAUGGAAACGGAACGCAAAGAGAGCGAAGCACGUAAAGCUUUAAUUCUUAAUGCUGUGGACGAAUUAAAAGCUCGACAUGAAGUAGAGCAGAGAAUUCUGUCUGAAAAAGAAAAAGAAGAGGAGAUAUUCAAAGAGGAACAUGAAAGGGACAGAGUUGACACUGAUGAAGGUCGUGAUAAAUACGAUAGAAGAAAACCUAAAUUCAGAAAUUUUUACGAUUUGUAUGACGAUCAUUUUGGACAAAGCACAUCUUACGACAAGUAUGAUAUAAUUAUAGAGAAGACUACGCCAGAACCCACGACGACAGUUUCUACUCCCCGUAAAUCUAAGAAAAAUAAAAAAAGAAAAAAUAAAAAAAAGAAGCCAGUCGAAACACCUGGACAGAUAUUAGUUUACAAUAAUCCUGAAAAAAUAUCUGUGUUCAAAAACCCUGAAGCAUUCAUGUACAAGGACGACGAAGAAUCAACUACUUCUACAACUAAGAAACCGAAAUUAGUACCUAAAAGGACAACGGCACAUCCCAAGACAAGAAAAACGGGGAAAUUUUCUUCAAAAAUUUCAAUGACACCAAAUUCGAUAGUUACAAGUCCUAAAAAUCGUGAGGGGUCCGUGCGCAUAUCCUUAGUGCCCCAAGCGAGUGGGUCCGAAGAGUCCCCUGCUCUAUUCUUUCCUCAACCCAAUAAUCGCAAAAAGAAACGCGGCAAAAACACAACAGCAAACACUGAUUCAUAUGUAGAUGAAACCGUUGCCGAUAUUACUACCAAUAAUUAUACAACUUUUGAUGAAUCUGUAACCAACCAAACAGAAAUCGAUGCGACUGCAUCCGAUACAAAAUCAAUCGAUGUUACUAGUCCACCUGUGAAAGAUGCGGUCGUGACCAAUUCUGAUACAGUUCCAGAUGUGGUUGCAGCUCCUACAGAAAAGAAACAGACAAAUGAAGGCAACUACGUUCACAAGAAAGGAGGAGAUCGGGAGUACACUUCUUCACACGAAGAAGUACAUAGAGAAACUGGGAAGAAAGCGUAUGAGGACCAAGAGGAAAAACCGGCAAUCAAGAAGAAUAGAGAUUUGGUGCAAUUACCCAAACCAGAGACUAAACUGUCUGAUCCCUGGUACAUCUUAAUCUAUUUUGGUGGUAAUCAGGAAAACAUGAAGAAACAAAGCAAGGUAAAGGGCACCACGAUAAAGAAGACCAUUCCGGAGAAUACAUUGACAAAGCAGGGACUGACAAGAAACACCACGACGAAUCAAACCAAUAUGGAGCGCAUCACCAUGAGGAACACGGCAAAAAGCACGCAAAGUACGAGGAAUCUGGGAAGCACUCAAAGGGCCACAGCACAAAAGGCAGCCACGACAUACAUAAGAAAGAAGAAUACGAGAAACGAGUCGAAUUCUUCGAGGAAGAUGGUGACUCGUCAGAGGAAGAGAAACAUGGUGGCUUCAACCACAAACGGGAACAUUCAUCGGGUGGGCACUUCAAGAAAGCCAACUUGGAAGCUGGUCACCACGCCCGCGACAAGGGCGAUGCGGGGCACCACCAGGCGGGAGGCCAUGUUAACGGUCACAAGGGCCACAAAUCAUCAGAGGGCCACGACAGUCACGGACGCCACUACCACGCCCAUUUCCGCGAAUCUGGGAUGCAUUCAGGAAAUAAGUGGGGCCACGGCCACUCCUCGCCAGCAAAGAUCUCAAAUGUUGUUGCAAUUGAUCGCCGAGCUGACCAAUUCUAUGCUGGCCCGCAAUAUUACGGAUGAGCUCACCCAGAGCGAAGAACAGUUUUAGAUUGACACAUUUUCCGCCGUCAAAUUAUGCAAAAAUAUGCAUUUGUCAUUUUUUCUGUCUGCGGUUUAGAGAGGAAAUCGCAUGUUAAUGUCAAUAUUAAAAGAAAUAUUGUUGAAAAAUGGAAAAGGAGGUUUUUUUAUCAAUAACUUAUGAUGAUCUAGAAACAUAGAUAUAUACUUAAAAGGCAUCUAUUUAAAGACUAACUUCAAUGACUAACAUAUUUAGUUAUCUAUCAGAUAAAAAAUAAGACAAAUAUUGGCAAGAAAUAAAUUAUUUUCUUAACUAUUCGAUGAUUCAAAUGUAAUUUUUUGAGCAAAGUUUUUAUUUAAAUAUCAUUUACUGUAACUGUAACCAAAAAAAGCUAUGUUAUUGUGAAAUAAUUGUGUAACGCUUGUAACUCCUGUGAUAUAUACGUACGAUUGUAGUACCUACCAAAUUGGUACAAAAAAAUUUUUUUUUAAUCUUUUUUCCUUGUUUCAUACAUAUAUUUUUAUUAAUUACCUAAAUUAUUUGAAGUUUUCUUAUUUUUUUUUUAAUCGCAAAUAAAUUGUAAGUUUGAGUGGAGAACGAAAAUUAAUAUUAUCAUUUUGCAUCACUACUGGGUAUAGUCGUCCUUUUUAAACCAAGUUUCCACCAUUUUAUACCCAAGGGUUCAAAAAGUUUAUAUUGUUAAUGACAUAUUAAUAUUAGAUACAACUUAUUUAAAGUAUUGUAAACAAAUACAUAUAUGUCUACUAGCUGUUGCUCGCAGCUCCACAUGUUAUCCACAUAUAGUGGAGCCUAUGUUUGAUCUCGGGUCAAUAACUAAGUAUAUCUAUUCCAAAUUUCAUCUAAAUUUGUCCAGAGCGAAUUUAGGAUUUAUAAUCGUCCAGAAAUAAAUAUAUUUGCUGUUGAGAUGAUGAGCCCAUGGGGUCCUGAGGCAAAAUCCUUAUUGACUGAGAUUUCAGCGCGUCUCCGUGAUGUAACGGGCGAUCCAAGGGCGGGCAGUUACUUUGCACAGAGGAUUGUCAUAGCGGUUCUGAAGGGAAAUGCUGCCAGCCUUUUUGGAACCCUUCCAAGCGGCGACGAGCUGGAAUCUCUUUAUUAUUUAUGAUUAUAAAUUUUGUAAAAAAAUUGUGUAAUUUUUUUAAUGUAUAUUGUUGAAAUCAUUAAACAUAUAUAUUAAACAUAUUCAUGAACAUUCGUCUACUCAACUGAGCU